UGCGUGCCCUGAGCAUACCUUACUCGAUGUUUUCUCUUGUUGUGACCUCUGAUAACUAAUAAGUAUACACGUAUCGCCAAGAGCCAAACGUGGCGCUUGGACAGAGAUCCUGGCUCGAUUAUCUAGCGAUGGGCCACGGAAGACGACAGGACGAAGAGGCGGACUGCACCGCGGCGCUGCUGCUGUCCGGCGACACAGGGAAGCAAGAGCGAGAGGAGAGGUGUGAUCCAUGGAGGAGGGUGUGGGAGGAGUCGAAGAAGCUGUGGGAGAUCGUGGGGCCGGCCAUCUUCACCCGCACCGUCACCUACAGCCUCAACGUCAUCAUGCAGGCCUUCGCCGGACACCUCGGCGACCUCGAGCUCGCCUCCGUCUCCUUCGCCUGCACCGUCCUGGCCGGCUUCAACUAUGGUCUAAUGCUUGGCAUGGCGAGCGCGCUGGAGACACUCUGCGGCCAGGCGUACGGCGCGAAGAAGUACCACAUGAUGGGGGUGUACAUGCAGCGUUCAUGGAUCGUUCUCUUGGUGUGCGCCGUGCUGCUGACACCGAUGUACUUCUUCGCCGAGGACGUCCUCCUGCUAACGGGGCAGCCACCGGAGCUGUCGGCCAUGGCGGGGCAGGUCUCCGUAUGGUUCAUCCCUCUGCACUUCUCCCUUGCCUUCCUCUUCCCGCUGCAACGAUUCUUGCAGUGCCAGAGGAAGAACCUCGUCAACGCCGUCGCGGCCGCCGCGGCGCUCUGCAUCCACCUCUUCAUCAGCUGGCUUUUCGUCUCUAAGCUCCAGUUCGGGCUCGUCGGCGUCGCGCUCACGCUCGGCUUCUCGUGGUGGGCGAUCACCGUGAUGCUUUUCGUCUAUGUCACGUGCGGCGGUUGCCCGGAGACUUGGCAUGGCUUCACGGUGGAGGCGUUCGCCGGAUUGGGGGAGUUCGUCAAGCUGUCAGCUGCCUCUGGUGUCAUGCUCUGCUUGGAGAACUGGUACUAUAGGAUACUGAUCCUGCUGACCGGAAACCUCAAGAACGCAGCGGUUGCGGUGGAUGCCCUCUCCAUUUGCAUGAAUAUUAAUGGAUGGGAGAUGAUGAUUCCACUGGCAUUUUUCGCGGGAACCGGAGUUCGUGUGGCCAAUGAGCUCGGUGCAGGCAACGGGAAGGGUGCCAAGUUCGCGGCCACUGUAUCAUCCACGACCUCGCUGGUGAUCGGGCUCUUCUUCUGGGUGUUGAUCAUGGGCCUCCACGACAAGAUCGCCCUCAUCUUCACCACCAGUGCUGUCGUACUGGAUGCCGUCAAUAAGCUCUCGCUCCUGCUGGCCUUCACCAUACUCCUCAACAGCAUACAGCCUGUCCUCUCAGGUGUGGCUGUUGGGUCGGGAUGGCAAUCCACGGUGGCCUACAUCAACAUCGGCUGCUAUUACAUCAUCGGCAUACCCAUGGGCAUCCUCCUUGGAUGGCUCUUCCAUCUUGGCGUGCUGGGGAUCUGGGCAGGCAUGAUCGGCGGAACCGCGGUCCAGACGCUCAUCCUGGCCGUCAUAACUGUCCGCUGCGACUGGGAGAAGGAGGCCAUGAUCGCGAUGGACAAGUUGUCGCAGGUCCAGUGAGCUGUGAGGAUCGAAUCGAUCAAUUCCAGACAUACAUAAGUUACCAAUUAUGGUCAUUUUCCCCCCUUCUACCGAGAAUCUGGAACCCUCACGAGCUCACACGAAAUUGUAGAGAAAUGGUAGUCACCCGAUUUUGACACCGUUCCAAAUUGUAGAUCGUUUUAACUUUUCUAAAUUGAUAGAUAUUAUUAUGCACUUAGACACACACUAUAUCAUAGAUACUUAAUAGUAUCUAUGAAUUAAAAAAAAUCUAAAAUGACCUACAAUUUGGAACGAAUGGAGUAUAAAUUUGUCGCCUACAAUUUGGAACGGAUGGAGUAUAAAUUUGUCGCAUUAUUCACUCUGGAUC
Molecule: messenger RNA, 1935 nt
Organism: Setaria italica (foxtail millet)
Lineage: Eukaryota; Viridiplantae; Streptophyta; Magnoliopsida; Poales; Poaceae
Product: protein DETOXIFICATION 27
Exons: 8
Coding region: 129-1586 (485 amino acids)
Biological process (GO): xenobiotic detoxification by transmembrane export across the plasma membrane
Cellular component (GO): membrane
Molecular function (GO): xenobiotic transmembrane transporter activity; antiporter activity
Source: RefSeq, a predicted model, not a curated record